UGUGAAGAAUCUGUGAAAGAGAAUAUUAUAGAAGACGGUACUCACAGAGAUGAGAAAUGUGUAAAGAAAUCUGUGAAUGCACAGAACCACAAAGGAGAAACUAACAUUCAAAGUGAAUUUCUGCAAGACACAAAUAUCUCUGAGGAGGUCGAAGUGGAAACUGAAUGCCAUAAAACAGACUGCUGUGGUUCUUUAGAGAACGAAAAAGAACCAGAAAUCUUAAAGGGCAGGAAUGAAGUACUUAUAGAAACACAAGAUGAAGAAAAUGAAGGGCUUUUAAAAGACUGCCCAGACUCUCAGGACAGAAAUAAUUCUGUACAGAUUGCUAAAGCUUUAGAAAACACCUGUUCUACCGACACAGAGGAAGUAUUAACAACAAGCCAGGCGCCAAGCAUAGGCAUGAAUAUUCCUUCCAUCUCUAUUGUCAGCGUGCCAGAAGAACAGGAUGAUACAACUUGUAACCAAGAAGAACACGGUACUGCUGAUAAAACUCUCAGCCAGCCAUUGGUGCUUGUAAGCGAGGUGACCGACAUGUGUGCCGACAGUACUGCAAACCCAGAUGAAAAAAGCUCUACCUCCAGUAAAGAUGAUAAAAUUAUUGCUGAGAGUCUGUUUGAAAAUGCUAACCCAACAUCUUCUGGAGAAUUAAUGGAUCUAGAAAAUCAGCAUUUAAAUGAUAUAAAUGAACACGAUCUAUCAUCAAAUGAACACAUGCAAGGUCAGAUUGAUAUAAGUGAAGAUGGCGACAAAUGCGAGCCUCCUCUUGAUGAUUCUCAGGGAGAAACUAACUUUUCUACAGAGGCUGAAACUCAUAUAGUGGAUACUGAGCGUGCUGUAAAUUCUACUGAUCCACCUGAUGGACACGAGAGCAAAUUAGCUGACACCUUUUGUAGCAGCGACAUAGCCAACACGCAGCUCAGUACACUGGAUCCAUUCAACACCGAGCCAAGUGAUGAGAUAGGGACGCUGCGCUCUGAACCAGCUACCGUGUCCAGAAACAUGGACCUUUUGUUUUAUACAGACUUUGAUCGAGGUUCUCCAACAGAGGAUCUGGUUGGUGACCCUGUGGAGCCCAUGGAUCUGUUCUACCCUGACAAAGAAGAGCUCAUGUUUACAGAGCAACCUGACACUGAAGCGCAGACCUGGCCCUCUGUUUUGAGUGUCUCUGCUCUGCAGCCAGCACCACCUUCAGACAUUCUGCCAGAUGACCAACAAUUCGAUCCGCUGGGUGAAGACUUCAGGGAAGUGGACUUGAUACAGGAGCACGAUAAGGUGAUCACAAAGGCCACCCAAGAGACAAAGAAUGUAUUUGGAUCCCAGCAGCAUUGCUUGUUGCCUGGAGUGAAGCUAUGUAAGCCCUUAGGAGAUGCUGAUGUUCUAGCAGACAGGAGGGAUCCCAGUGAGGCUGAGCAACAGAAGCCAGUCUCUGCCAGGGAAAACACAGAGCCUGUGAGGAGCAGUGCAGGUUCCAGCAAACAAGGUGAAAGCCAUAUCCCACCAGUUCUCCGUCACAGAAAGGGGGCUCAUUGCCCUGAGUCAGUGGACAGUCAGAGAGCUGUAACUGCAAAAGCUGACGGCGAUGACUCUGAUUUUUGGUGGAGGGAGAACUGGGAGCUACGUGUGCUGCUGCUGCUAUGGUUACUGCUCUACUGUUUCUGGGUGUUGCCUCAGAUCGACCUGAAGACACUGCCCAACAUGCUGCUGAACCGCUGAACACACACACACACACAUGCACAAGCACAGCUUCUCUGAGCUAUGAGGAAAAAUAAAAAACUUUAAGUUUUUUAACAUGCACAUGCUCACACAGCCAACUGCCACAUUUUAAUGAAUCUACAUUAAGUGAAGAUAUUUAAAACAUGUAUAAUUUCAAACUUACAAGAGUUGGUUUUCUAUGUUUUGGUUUUUGGCUUCUAGUGUGGCUUGAAUCAGUCUAUGUGAGAGUGUAAAGGUCACUGGGG
Oreochromis niloticus (Nile tilapia) is the source of this 1958-nucleotide messenger RNA. RefSeq lists its product as uncharacterized. The transcript has 5 exons. NCBI's taxonomy places the organism in Eukaryota, Metazoa, Chordata, Actinopteri, Cichliformes, Cichlidae. The coding region runs from base 400 to 1713 and encodes 437 amino acids. The record is from RefSeq and is a predicted model, not a curated record.